GAGAAAGAGGGAAGGAGAGGGAGAGAAAAAGGGAGGGGGUGGAGAGAGAGUUUUGCAAAUCUAACAAGGUCUGAUCCAAUUAAAGGCCUGGCUUUGGAAGUGUUUUCUAAUUUUUGCAUAUAUAUAUUUUUAAUCUGCGUACAAAGCCUUGUUGGUAGAUACUUAAGCCCUAUGCUUUAGUUUUCCCUCUUUUCACCCUUGCAGCAGAUAGAAGGCAUGAAAAAAGGGCAUCUUCCAAAAUAAGCAGCAAAGUCAUUUUGCUCCUGCAAUUCUUUUCUUGUCCUAGGGAGCUGGAAGGUGGAACUAACCUGCCAAAAGAAAGAGAAUCUUAUCAGUCCACAAGAGAGAGUAAUUGGGGCCUUUCUUUUCUUAGGACUAGUUGAAAGUUUUUGGAAAGUUCUUCCAUCCUUCAUUCUAUCCCUCCUGAUCUACAGCUAGAGAUCAAGGAUUAAAAACAUUUUUUUUCAUAGCUGUAUUUCCUUCUAGCUUUGCACGCUCCAGCCUUUUUGUGUUAAAAAAAAUAAGAUGGGGGGGGGAGGAGUUAUUUUUAAAGUUUUGCAUUUGGCCCUAAUGCCAUUACUGCAAUCCAGGUUUUGUUUUUCUAUUUGCCUAGAAGUUUGCCGAUUCAAUUAUUUUGCUUUUUCCUUUGAGUUCCUGGCUUUUUCUCCUCCCUUUCCAAUCUGUUUUAGCUCAUCACUUAACACAGUUCAGUUGAAAUGAGUAAGGUGUCGCCCUUCCCAGUUUCAGGGAGCAAGGUAACUCCUGAUGUUCGCCAUGAGAGCCUCAGUUGCAAGACCUUUCCAUAUCUGCUGAUAAAAAUGAUCAACAAGUCUCGAUGGAAGAUACUUGGAGUAUUGGCUGUAUUUUUGCUGAUGGUGUGGUAUACAAUAUCCCGAGAAGAAAGGUAUAUACCGCUUUUUGAUUUCCACUUCCAAGAUGAAAAGAUGACUUGUCCUUUCAAAGAAGUAGAAAAGAAAGCUGCACAAUUGAUACCAAAUUAUACACGGGAACCUCCACUGUUUUUACACCUGAAGGAUUAUUUCUGGGUGAAGACCCCCUCCCUUUAUGAACUACCUUAUGGCACGAAAGGAACAGAGGAUGUUCUCCUUCGUCUCCUAGCAAUCACAAGUUAUUCUCUCCCCGAAAACUUUCAAAGAUUGAAGUGCCGGCGGUGUGCAGUAGUUGGGAACGGCUACCGGUUGAGAAACAGCUCCAUCGGAGAAGUCAUCAACAAAUACGAUAUUGUGAUCAGGCUGAACAAUGCGCCAGUCCACGGUUACGAGCGGGACGUGGGCACCAAAACCACCAUGCGUCUUUUCUACCCCGAAUCAGCACACUUCAAUCCACAGACCGACAACAAUCCGAACACGUUGCUGGUGUUAGUGGCAUUCAAACCCAUGGAUUUUAUGUGGAUGGAGACAAUUCUCCAUGACAAGAAGAGGAUUCGGAAGGGUUUCUGGAAACAGCCUCCCUUAAUUUGGAAUGCAAAUCCCAAGCAAGUACGAAUUCUGAACCCGUAUUUUAUGGAGGUUGCAGCUGCUAAAGUGCUUAAGCUUCCAAUGAAACACUUGUGGAAGCUUAGAGAGAAACCAACGACAGGAUUAGUGGCUAUCACCCUUGCCUUGCACUUUUGCGAUGUGGUAGAUAUUGCCGGCUUUGGAUACCCCAGCUCAGACGACAAGAAGCAGAGUAUUCACUACUACGAGCAUAUUACGGUGAAAUCUAUGGCUUCUUCAGGGCACAAUGUCUCCCACGAGGCAUUAGCAAUAAAACAGAUGCUUGAAUUGGGACUCGUCAAGAACCUCACUUACUUCUGAUGUAAGAUGGGACAGCCUUUAUGUUCACGUCGAGCUGGGCUUCUUGCCAGCAAGACAAAGCCCUUUAUGGCUGGCCCUUUCUAACAUAUAACCGGCCCUUCCAUUCCAACGCUGACUGGUGCAGAGGCCUUCGCAGUUCCCUGCAAAUGGAGAUCAGGCUGGAUGGAAGUGUACCGCUUCUAAAUAUGUUGGCAGCUAAGGGUAGAAGCAGUCCUGUAGAGAACCUGGGUGUGACACCACCAGUUGGAAGCAGGAGUCUUUCUUCCUUAUGGGGGCACAGCCCUCUACAGAAUCUUCUUCGCUUGGGCGGUUGCAGAAUUUCCUUUGGCAUCCAACCGAGAGGUUCCUGCGUUCACCAGAGGCACCUUUGGAAGUUCAAAGCAAGAUUGCUGUUGUUUGGCCUCAAAGAAGAUACCAACACAGUUUCCCACGGUGAUAAAGUAAUCGUCCCAUAAAGUGGUUUCAUUAAUCAUUUCUCCCCGUCUCCUGCAAACCAGUAGAUGGGUGGCUAUUUGUUAUUUUAUUUAUCGUAUUGGAUGUUACCUAAUGGGCAAGAGGCAACUGAAUGAAGGAUUAUUAGCUGUCUGCCACCCUAUUUUCCCCGUUUAGAUGAAGACGAGACAAAGUAUGUUGGUUCAAGUCCCUGGGCAAUUCACCUGUUUUAAGGAUGCCCAGGAGAACACGAUUAAGGAUGGUAGAGGAGAUAAUGAAGUUUAUUCCACUCCCAUCUGAUUGGUUGGUUUUAGAGACUAUGAUGAAAAGGAGAAUACCCAACAGUAUUUGCUGAUAGUUUUUAUACCUAAAAUAGUAGAGUUGAAUGGAUGUUUAUUUUUUAUUUUUUUCUGGGCAAAGUGUGGAAAAAGAAAUCCUUCUGUGAAGGACGCGCGUGUGCCCGAGUAGCGCAUCUCCGAUCUUAAAUGUAUGGAGUAGAUAUAUUUCCUUCCCAUCAAGUGGGGAUGACAAGCAGAAUCGACCGAUAAGGCAAAAAAAAAAAAAAAAAAAAAGAGCUAUCCUGGCCAAAGUUAGGCAGGAAAGGAAGGGCAAGAAAGGUAAGAGGAGAAGAAAAGAUCCGUAUUUCCGUAUGGAAAAGGAAAUGGGCACAAACCCGAAGCUGCACAGCACUUUUGCCUGUCUGUCCCAUGGUUAGGAAGGGGGACAAAGUUGUCAUUCAGGACAAAGGCUAAUCUCAGGGGCCUAAAAGGGUCGUUUUGAAGUAAGUUUGCCUUUUCAUAGAGGCAGGGGAGGGCAAGGGGGUCCAGGCAUUUCAGAUGUGCCAGUCUGCUUAGGAUUUGGGUGUAUUCUCUUCUUUCCCUUUAAAUCUCCAACGUGGGGUCAAAGUGUAUUAUUUACAGCUGAUAUAUUAAGUGCACUUGUCCGAUUGAAUAUUGGAAACCUGGCAAUCUUCUGUUUCUCCCUCGAGAGGGAACCGACCAUGUAAACGUACAAGACCACGAGACCAACUCGCCGUAUACCACCUCCGUGUACUUGUGCAGCCAAAUGUGCCUUAGCCAUCUUCGCAAGUGCCCGGCUUUUGAGGGGGCCUGCUGGCGAUGCAAACUCCAGCGGCUGAGGCCAUCCGAUCCAUUGUUAAGAAGAUGGAUUGCUCCGAAGGACUGCCCGUGGACUUGACAGCUGAGAUCGAUUUCCAGAUGCCUCCUUGAAAAUCGGGAGGAAGGAAGGGUUGCUUAUUAAAUGGCGAUUCUGGGGAAGGGGAGGGGUUGAAUCCCGCAAGGGAGUGUUGGAAGUGUCUUUCCUGGCCAAGUGAUACAGCAGUGUUAAGUAAUUUAAUAAAUUUAAUUUAAAACA
This is a messenger RNA of Pantherophis guttatus, 3623 nucleotides long. RefSeq names its product ST3 beta-galactoside alpha-2,3-sialyltransferase 4 (gene ST3GAL4). Gene Ontology annotation, biological process: glycolipid biosynthetic process. Lineage: Eukaryota; Metazoa; Chordata; Lepidosauria; Squamata; Colubridae. The record is from RefSeq and is a predicted model, not a curated record. Gene Ontology annotation, molecular function: beta-D-galactosyl-(1->3)-N-acetyl-beta-D-galactosaminide alpha-2,3- sialyltransferase activity; beta-galactoside (CMP) alpha-2,3-sialyltransferase activity.